UUUAACGGAACCGACCGACACGCAGUCUUGUUUCUGGGGAUGUAUUUCGAAGCCGUACAUUAUGAAGGCAUGACAUUUAGCGUCAAUCAUUAAAUAGCGUUGUUUGUUAUUUUGUUAUAGAACACUUUAAAGCUUUAGUGUGUUACAUUUUAAAUUAAUCUGCUCGUUAUAGCCAAAGUAUGCCUUCCUUCUCUUGUUAUUGUGUGACGUUGUCCUCUUUUACUGCUAACGUUAAUUAUGUUGCUCCACGACGACUCGUCCGAAGCUCAGACUAAUUCCGGAGAAAAGAAAGAUGGGUGUCAGAGGCUGUCGGGCAUUCAGCGGGAUGGUUUGGGGAAGGUAUUUAUUAACAGCCGGGCUCCGGUGCUGCAGAAGUCCGGUGAGCUGUCACGUGAAUCGGCGCUACAGCUUUCUGCCAGAUGAUGUCAAAUCACUGAAGGCUGUGGUCAGUCGUGAUAUAUCUAAAAUCCGAAACAUUGGUAUCAUGGCCCACAUUGAUGCAGGAAAGACAACAACCACAGAGAGGAUGCUUUAUUACUCUGGCUACACGCGAGCACUAGGAGAUGUGGACGAUGGGGAUACGGUCACAGAUUUUAUGGCUCAAGAGAGGGAGCGCGGCAUCACCAUUCAGUCGGCGGCCGUCACCUUUGAUUGGAAAACUCAUAGAAUAAAUCUCAUAGACACCCCAGGACAUGUUGACUUCACUCUGGAGGUGGAGCGAGCGCUUCGUGUUCUCGACGGGGCUGUCGCAGUGUUUGACGCUUCCGCUGGUGUUGAGGCUCAGACUCUGACUGUGUGGAGACAAGCAGAGAAGCACCAUGUUCCCUGUGUUUGCUUUCUGAAUAAAAUGGAUAAGCCUGCAGCAAACCUUAGUUUUUCCAUUGAGAGCAUAAAACACAAAUUAAAAGCCAACCCAGUCCUCCUCCAGGUUCCGGUCGGCAGUGGCAGAAACUUCUCCGGUGUGGUCGACCUGUUAACCAACCAGAAGCUGACGUGGAAGCAAACAUCUACGAGAGAUGACGGACAAGUCUUUGAAAGCAAACCGCUCGAUCGGUCGGAUGACCCAGAACUCCUGCACGAGGUCAAUGAGGCCCGGACAGCUUUAAUUGAGCAGGUUGCUGAUCUUGACGAUGAAUUUGCCGACCUGUUGCUGACAGAUUUUAGCGACAAUUUCGAUGCCGUUUCCUCAUCCAAACUACAGGAAGCCGUACGGCGGGUGACUCUGGCCCGCAAAGGCGUCCCGGUGCUCUGCGGAAGCUCUUUGAGGAACAAAGGCGUUCAGCCCCUUUUAGACGCCAUCACCGCCUACCUGCCCGCCCCCGAUGAGCGGCACCACGACCUGGUGCGGUGGUACAAGGACGACUUAUGUGCUCUGGCCUUCAAGGUUCUCCACGACAAGCAGCGAGGCCCUCUGGUGUUCCUCAGGAUUUACUCCGGGACUCUGAAGCCCCAAAGCGCGGUCCACAACAUCAACAGGAACAGCACUGAGAGGAUGAGCAGGCUGCUGGUGCCGUUUGCUGAUCAGCAUGUGGAAAUCCCUUCCCUGACAGCAGGAAACAUCGCCCUGACCGUGGGACUGAAGCAGACCGUCACGGGGGACACUAUCGUCGCCUCCAAGGCCUCGGCAGCAGCCGCAGCCCGACGAGCCCACAACGCCGGCGGGGCCGGGAAGAGGCCAGGGGAGCAUGCCAGCGUGGUGCUGUCAGGGGUGGAGGUCCCCGAUCCCGUCUUCUUCUGCACCAUCGAGCCGCCCACCAUGGCCAAACAGGCGGACCUUGAGAAUGCGCUGGGUUGCCUCCAGAGAGAAGACCCCAGUCUCAAAGUCAGGGUGGACCCCGACUCGGGCCAGACCAUCCUGUGCGGGAUGGGAGAGCUGCACAUCGAGAUCGUGCACGAUCGAAUCAGGAGAGAGUACGGCAUUGAGACGCAACUCGGGCCCCUCCAGGUGGCCUACAGGGAGUCCGUCCUCCACGGGGCCUCGGCUGCAGACACGCUGGACCGCACCGUCGGCGAGAGGCGGCAUGUGGUGAGCGUGGAGCUGGCCGUCGCACCUCGCGACCUCGCCGCCCCGGGUGGCUCGUGUGAAGUGGCUUUCACAGAGGAGUUGGGGGGGCAGCUAUCGACGGAAAUUAAGGCAGCGGUGGAGAACGGAGUGAACGGCGCAUAUCUUCAAGGUCCAUUGCUGGGUUAUCCUUUACAGGGUGUAGCUACGUUGAUCCAACGGGUCACCAUGGAACCAGGAACAUCUCCUGCCAUGGUCUCGGCUUGCGUGUCCCGCUGCAUGCUGAAGGCCCUGAGGCUGGCGGGAGGUCGGGUCCUGGAGCCCGUCAUGUCCCUAGAGGUGACUGUCGGGGAGGAACGCCUCGGCACGGUGUUGGGGGACUUGGCCCAAAGACGAGGGACCGUCCGAGACAUCCAGAGUCGCCACGACGACAAGGUGCUGCUGGCUACUGUGCCCCUGGCUGAGAUGAUGGGAUAUUCCACCAUCCUGCGAACAAUCACAUCAGGCAAUGCCGCCUUCUCCCUGGAACUCGACACCUAUGAGGCCAUGAACCAGCAGGACCAGAGCAACCUCCUUAAAAGAGUUGCUGGUCUGCUGUGAUCCCGGAUUCUCAGUCACGUGACCAAUAGCCUGGAUAGCACCAGAACUUCAUCAGGACUUGCUGUUAAUACCAGACAAAAUAAAAUGCUGUUCAGAGAGCAAAUAUCCACCAGUGUACAAUGUUUGUAGCUUAAUUAACCAGUGUAUACAAACAAGCCUUUAAGACUACUAUGGAGCGGAUUCUGAAAUGAUGUGUCCAAUCGCAUCCGUACAGGGUCAUUUCUGAUGAGGCAUGUGAGGUCUUAUUAAAUGUUCUUUUUUCUGAUAA
Molecule: messenger RNA, 2870 nt
Organism: Gasterosteus aculeatus aculeatus (three-spined stickleback)
Lineage: Eukaryota; Metazoa; Chordata; Actinopteri; Perciformes; Gasterosteidae
Gene: gfm2
Product: GTP dependent ribosome recycling factor mitochondrial 2
Biological process (GO): ribosome disassembly; mitochondrial translation
Cellular component (GO): mitochondrion
Molecular function (GO): GTP binding; GTPase activity
Source: RefSeq, a predicted model, not a curated record